Knipowitschia caucasica is the source of this 465-nucleotide messenger RNA. Lineage: Eukaryota; Metazoa; Chordata; Actinopteri; Gobiiformes; Gobiidae. The record is from the annotation of a GenBank genome assembly.
AUGGUUUCGUCUAUUCAACUCUCCAGCAUCAGGGCCAAGAGCAGGUGUCUCCAGGAGCCAGUGCGUCUGCCCACAGACCUUGGACACUUGAGCCUGGGUCCUGCUAAUCCAGAGCCGCAGCCCGGAGUCCUCCAGGAGAGGAUCAGCAUGGAUGCCCAGGCUGAACAAUUAGUGGUGGCUGGGGCGGGUGCAGCGGUGCUCCCAGGGGAUGAAGUAGGUGCAGGGGCCUCACCCACACAGCUGCUGCACAGGUCCAGAGCCUCUCCAGAACCCUUCUGGCUGCCCGGGGCGCUACAGCCUGGACAGGAGCCAGACUGGACCUGUGCAGCCUGGGAGAGCAGUCCAGCUGUGGGUGGUGCAUUCUCCAAGGGCUGCUUUCACUUCCUGAGCCCCAUGACUGGGCCUGAGUGGGGGGAAGCAUGGGGAAGCAUGGGGGACACUCUUCUCAUACACUCUCCAGGUUAA